This is a messenger RNA of Rana temporaria (common frog), 4428 nucleotides long. It is a transcript of the gene DLG2, whose product is annotated as discs large MAGUK scaffold protein 2. Gene Ontology annotation, molecular function: kinase binding. NCBI's taxonomy places the organism in Eukaryota, Metazoa, Chordata, Amphibia, Anura, Ranidae. The record is from RefSeq and is a predicted model, not a curated record. Gene Ontology annotation, cellular component: neuron projection; postsynaptic density membrane; neuromuscular junction. The transcript is spliced from 25 exons. The coding region runs from base 682 to 3609 and encodes 975 amino acids. Gene Ontology annotation, biological process: chemical synaptic transmission.
CCGCCCCUUUCCCCUCCAGUCGUGUGUGUGUGUGUGCUGAUCGGAGGGGAGAUGAUGAUCUGCUGCCCCCAGACAUGCCUGAUCCUUCCCACUGGUUUACCAUGGCUGCCCGGAGCAACGAUUGGCUCCCCCACCUCCUAAUCCCUUCUCUGCCAGGCUGCAUGGCACCCCUGUAACCCCUCCCCCCCCUGCAGCUGGCACACUUUGCACACACAUAGGAUGAGCUGGUGACUGGCACCAUUGGGAUAUCACAGCCAAGCAGUGUCUGUGUGCCACCCCAUCUCCUCUCCACCCUGUGCCCCUCUGCUGCCAGCCCUGGGGGGCAGUGCCUUGCUUGCCAACCCCACCACCAUGACUUUAUCACAACUUCUGCAGAUUUUUUUUGAUUUUUUUCACUAUCCAGAUGGCAAUAUUUUAUUUUAUAUGCAGAUUUUUUUUUUUUUUUUUUGAUCUGUUAAAAUAAUCCAAUAAAUGUCUGGUGAGCUUUCCUUCUGGAUCUUUAAUUCUCUGGUGACUACACUGCCUAACAUUCCUGUCUCUUCCUUUCCGGGGGUCACCCGGCUCCUGCUGCUGCUGGAUUAAACUUUGACUGAUAUUGGCAUUGACUUUAAUACAGACCUGAACUACUCCUGGUUGUACCUACCUCUGUGCCCACCACAGCAGCCAGGAGUAUUACUAAGCAUGCCAGUGAGGAAGAAAGAUACAGAGCGAGCGUUGUCACUACUAGAGGAUUACUGCAGCAAGUUACAGGACCCAAGUGAGAGGCAGCUACGCCUGGCCAUUGAGAAGGUCAUCUCUAUGUUCAAAAGCCACUUAUUCCAAGCAUUGAUAGACAUACAGGAGUUUUAUGAAGUCACGUUGCUCAGCUCCCACAUCGACUAUGAAGAAAAAAUCUCCGAACUGAAUCAUGUAGCUGAAUUAUGGGAGAAGAACAAUUCUUCAUCUGGCUGUCCGGAGAGCUUACAGCAAGCCUCAGAGCUGGAAGCUCUCAAUAGCUCCAAUGAAUACACAACGAGUGAAGAUCCAAAUACAGAGAAUAAUGCAUCUGACUCCACUGCUGCAAAGAGACCGAAAUACCGCUAUCAAGAUGAGGACACCCCUCCACACGAUCACUCAUUGCCAAGACUCACCCAUGAUAUCAAGGGCCCGGAGCUCGUCCACGUGUCCGAGAAGAACUUAUCACAAAUAGAAAAUGUCCACGGUUAUGUCAUGCAGUCGCAUAUAUCCCCUCUCAAGGCCAGCCCCGCUCCGAUAAUUGUGAACACGGACACCUUGGACACCAUCCCCUAUGUUAGCUAUACUCCAUUCCAUGAAAACACGCUCAACGGGUCGGAAAUUGAAUAUGAAUUUGAAGAAAUUACAUUGGAACGGGGAAAUGCUGGCCUUGGAUUUAGCAUUGCCGGAGGUAUAGAUAAUCCUCACGUAGGAGAUGACCCAGGCAUUUUUAUUACCAAGAUCAUCCCAGGAGGGGCAGCAGCAGAAGAUGGCAGACUCAGGGUCAAUGACUGUAUUCUCCGAGUGAAUGAAGUGGAUGUCUCGGAGGUGUCACACAGCAGAGCUGUAGAAGCACUAAAAGAAGCCGGUUCCAUUGUUCGUCUAUAUGUACGCAGAAGAAGACCCAUCCUUGAAACUGUUGUAGAGAUUAAACUUUUUAAAGGACCAAAAGGUUUGGGUUUCAGUAUCGCGGGAGGAGUUGGAAACCAGCACAUUCCAGGGGACAAUAGUAUUUAUGUAACCAAAAUUAUCGAAGGAGGAGCAGCACAAAAAGAUGGCCGCCUACAAGUCGGGGAUAGGUUGCUGAUGGUUAAUAAUUACAGUUUAGAAGAAGUGACACAUGAAGAAGCUGUAGCCAUUCUGAAGAACACGUCAGAUGUAGUUUACAUAAAAGUAGGGAAACCCACAACAAUAUAUAUGACGGAUCCUUACGGACCUCCAGAUAUCACUCAUUCAUAUUCUCCUCCUCUGGAAAGUCACAUCCUCAGCAGCGCUAACAAUGGCACACUGGAAUACAAGAGUCCUCUGACGCCACUCUCUCCAGGAAGAUAUUCUCCUAUCCCAAAGCACAUGCUUGUGGAGGAUGACUACACCAGGUCUCUGGAGCCGGUUUACAGCACUGUAAAUAAACUAGGUGACAAACCUUCAUCUCCGAGACAAUAUUCCCCCAUAGAAUGUGACAACAGCUUCCUACUCACAUCUCCGUAUCCUCAUUUCCAUGGAGGCCUUCUUCCUGAGUGUGAAAUUUCCAGGGAACCUCGUAAAGUCAUAUUGCACAAAGGCUCCACGGGGCUGGGCUUUAAUAUUGUUGGAGGAGAAGAUGGGGAAGGAAUUUUCAUCUCGUUCAUUCUAGCGGGAGGACCAGCAGACCUCAGCGGGGAACUCCAGAGAGGAGACCAGAUAAUAUCAGUUAACGGAAUUGAUCUCCGUGGUGCUACUCAUGAACAAGCUGCAGCUGCCUUAAAAGGUGCAGGUCAGACGGUGACAAUGGUAGCACAAUACCAACCAGAAGAGUACGCUCGAUUUGAGGCAAAAAUCCAUGACCUGCGUGAACAGAUGAUGAAUCACAGCAUGAGUUCCGGCUCUGGCUCCCUCAGAACAAACCAGAAGCGUUCACUCUACGUACGAGCCAUGUUUGACUAUGACAGAAGCAAAGACAGCGGACUCCCCAGCCAAGGCCUGAGCUUUAGGUUCGGAGACAUCCUACAUGUCAUCAAUGCCUCUGAUGACGAAUGGUGGCAGGCCAAGAGAGUCAUGCAAGAUGGAGACAGCGAGGAGAUGGGCGUCAUACCCAGUAAACGAAGGGUUGAAAGAAGAGAGAGAGCGCGGUUGAAGACUGUGAAAUUUAAUGCAAAGCCUGGAGUCAUUGAUUCUAAAGGGUCAUUCAAUGACAAGCGUAAAAAGAACCUCAUCUUUUCACGAAAAUUCCCAUUCUACAAGAACAAGGAGCAGAGCGAUCAAGAAACAAGUGACCCUGAACGAGGACAAGAAGACUGUAUUCUAUCCUAUGAGCCAGUGACAAGACAGGAGAUUAAUUACACCAGGCCGGUCAUUAUUCUUGGCCCUAUGAAAGAUCGGAUCAAUGACGACCUGAUAUCCGAAUUCCCUGACAAGUUUGGCUCAUGUGUACCACAUACGACGAGAGCAAAGAGAGACUACGAGGUGGACGGUAGAGACUACCACUUUGUCAUGUCCAGGGAACAGAUGGAAAAGGACAUCCAGGAGCACAAAUUCAUAGAGGCCGGGCAAUACAAUGACAAUCUUUAUGGAACCAGUGUACAGUCUGUAAAGUUUGUAGCAGAAAGGGGGAAGCACUGCAUUCUAGACGUAUCAGGAAACGCUAUCAAGCGAUUACAAGUAGCACAACUAUAUCCAAUAGCGAUCUUCAUAAAGCCGAAAUCUGUGGAAUCAUUAAUGGAAAUCAGCAAACGUCUGACAGAAGAACAAGCCAGGAAAACCUACGACCGCGCACUAAAAUUAGAACAGGAGUUUGCCGAGUUUUUUACAGCAAUCGUCCAAGGAGACACUUUGGAUGACAUAUAUAACUCAUGCAAACUGGUAAUUGAGGAACAGUCUGGUCCUUACAUCUGGAUACCUUCGAAGGAGAAGUUAUAAUAUAGCAAUUAACAAUAAAUCAUUAGAUGGAACUCCAAGAAUUACCUUAAUUGUUUGUUUGUUUUUGGGAUCUUUCUUCUUCUUUUUUCAAAAUUUGUUAUCUUGUAAUUAAAUUUUUGCGGCCCGUGAAAUUUCAAUGAAUGUACAACAGGAAGGAGACGAGGGAUGCAUGGCCUUCAGUGGAUAACAGCAAGACGGGAACAAGUUCAUAACUGUUGAGGUGGCACCAGCUAUGUUUUUGGGCAACAAGUACUUGCCAACAUCUUGGUACUUGCCAAAUGCCAAUCCCUCUGUCUCUACCGGAAUUUACCAACACUAAACAAAUUUCUUCCUCAACGUCUUGCCCAUCCAACAUCGCAUUCUUCAGGUUUUUUUUCCUUAUUGGCUGUCGGCAUGGAACACAACAGAAGAACGGAACUGACUUUUCAUUGUUGUAGCUAAGCUUGAUGCCUGGGGUUGAUAAAAUAAUUAUAUCUAAGACCAGCCUUUAGCUUCUUCUGAGAUACACAUACAGACAAAUAUCUCAAUGCAUUCCGUACAAAAAUGGCCGCUAAGUCUAGCGACAUAAAAAUACCAGAAGACUUUAACAAAUUGGUUAUCUAAAAAAAAAAAAAAAAACGUUUACCUAAUUAAAAAAAAAAAGUAAAAAAAAUGGACAGCAUGAUUAAUAUAAGAAAUAUCAUUUACAAAGAGUUUGUUUCUUGUUGUCUUUGUGUUCAAUGUUGGAUCUUGUUUACAGAAAACUUUGUGUUUUUUUUUGUUUUUUUUUAGCUGUUUCUUUAUGCAGUUACAGGUGAAAGACAUGAACAAAAAUUUGAC